AUGGCGACAAUCCAGUCAAUCGCACUGCACGUUGAAAGCUCCAGCGAUAUCCAGGACGCUGUGCCUACCGCCUUGAUUCCUAACUCUCGAUUGACGACCGAAUCCCCAAUCAACAGCACAGCGGAAGUGCUCGGCGAAAUGGCUCUCAUACACGCAAAGGCUUUUAGCUUUGCAAACGUCUACCUAAUCGAACAGUUAGAAGAGUACGCACUGCGCUAA
Molecule: messenger RNA, 219 nt
Organism: Penicillium angulare
Lineage: Eukaryota; Fungi; Ascomycota; Eurotiomycetes; Eurotiales; Aspergillaceae
Exons: 2
Coding region: 1-219 (72 amino acids)
Source: RefSeq, a predicted model, not a curated record